Zophobas morio is the source of this 2471-nucleotide messenger RNA. RefSeq lists its product as uncharacterized. Bases 1291 to 2427 code for a protein of 378 amino acids. The transcript has 7 exons. The record is from RefSeq and is a predicted model, not a curated record. NCBI's taxonomy places the organism in Eukaryota, Metazoa, Arthropoda, Insecta, Coleoptera, Tenebrionidae.
AUUAAUACGUACGUUGGGAUCAUUAUCUUGGUUUACGUGAGUUUUUUCAGGUAACACCCAGUUCUAUUCUUUUUAAGUGGUAAUUGUUUUUUAAAAAUAUCUCAAAAUGCAUCUGUGUUUACGCAUUGCUCGCUUAUUAUAAAAGCAGAUUAUAUUAACGAUGUCAAUACGUUGUGUAUAGUCACUUAGUAAAUACCGUUCCACACAUUUGGAGAAGAUGUAUCUUCACCACAAAGAGGUGUCACUCUGUCUUGCUGCAGCUGUUAUUUGCUUCAAUAUCGCAACAAUAAAUGCUGAUUACAGUGCUGAAGUUGCUUACGUUAUUAAAAGUACAUCUGGAGAUUUGUAUGUGGAUGCCACUAACACUACAACGAUUCAGAUACAAAAUUUUGACGGAACUCCCAGUCAACUCUGGAGAAUUGAUUGUGGGCACACACCUGGCUUGUUUCGUCUUUUUAACUAUCAGUAUACAGCCUUUUUGUCUAUACCACAGUUUAACAGUACCAAACCUCCUCCACUUGUUCUGGACGAUGGAACUUACGAGUUUUGGCAAGAGUGGUUCCUGAAUGGUAAUGGAAGAAUUACUAAUGCGGCCAUACUCUACAACUUGCAUAUUAUACAUUCUGAAUUUGAACCAGGAAGUUUGGUUGGGUUAUAUCCAGACAACGGAUAUUUAAAUCAGGAAUGGGAAAUUGUACAAAUUACUAGGGAUAAAAGUUUUAAGUAAAAUUUAUUUAUUUCUUACGCUAUAUGGUAUUGUUUGUUGUUAUAAUUUUUGAAUGUUACAUUUGUAAAAAUAAGAUUGUUAGCAAUUUUUAAAAAUUUUGAUGUACAACAGUUGCCAAAGCAAACAAGAUAUUAUGUAAAAUUUUAAUGCAUAAACAAGUGAAAAUUCUAUGUGGAACUCUUUUAUAUUAUUUAUCUCCAGAACAUUACUAACUUAUCAGUAAUUACUAUCUGAAAAAAAAAUCAUCUUUCAGAAACUAGUAAGUACUUUUAAAAUGCGUACUCGUAUUAUUUGAAACUGGAAGAUUUAAAAUAUGGUUUCUUCUUACGUUUCUAAUCUCGGAAACACGGAAUAAGGUGAAAAGGGGAGAAAGGAUUUUGCUUGGGCCCUCUAAAAUAUUAAAUCCGGUGCUGCUUCUGUGAAAUCAAAUUGUAAUUAUUAAUUUUCACAGACUCAGAUGAAAUUCCGAAUUCUUAUUUUAUUAGUCGAUUUAUUAAUGCGGAAAAAAUCUCAAAAACAUAUAUACCGGGACAUUUUUUAGCUCUGAACAUACUUUUGUCUCGAUGUUCAAUUUUAAAAAAUACAGGUCAAAUAAAAAAUUUAGACGUUUCUUUUUAUUUGUCAUCAGUUUGUCAUUACAUAUAGUGUCAUUACUAUCAGUCAUGCCUGAAAAAAAACCCAUUUACGGCUUCGGAAGCUCCGUUAAACGAUUCCGCACUCUCGGCAUUCACCCCGAGUUGAUUUCCAUAAACACCACCAAUCCGCUCGGACCCGGCCAGUACAACCCCAAACACCCACAAUGCGCUUACGCCAGCAAAGCAGCCAGCUGGAAGACAAAAUUCGAAAGUGAGGAGUUCUCAAAAUAUUUGGGCCACAAGCACCCCCAAAUGCUGUGUGACAGAAAUUUCAGGAAAACGCUUGGAGGUCCAGGCAAUUACGAAAUUCGCGGCGAGCUCCCAACUGGACCAAGUGUUUUAAAGAACGUGGGUUUCGGGACCGGGGAAAGAUUCCACUCACCCAUCAAGGAUGAAAAGUUACCACCUGGUUCACAUACCAUCAAGAAGCUCACUACGAAAUUCUCCAAAACCCCCACUUUGGAAUGGGGCGGCUUUAGCUCAAGAUUCAAAUCAACGGAGCCUGCUUAUCGACAGGCCCCAAAUCGGUACAACGUGCCUCAUUACAGCAUUAUAGACAAAAAGGUGUCGAAAAGGGGGCCUUACGACACGUUUACGGGGCCCCGGGAUCAAACUACCAUUAAAAAUCAUUUCGCUCCGGCGCUGUUCAAGACACCUGACAUCAUGUACAAUGUGCCUAGCGCCCUCGACCACCUCCUACACAACCCUAGUAAAAAAAGAUAUGGCAAAUUCCUUCAGGAUGAACGCUUCCCGGAAGGAGCGAGCAUAAUGGCCACGAAAAACGGCUUGACUAUGUAUAUGAGAGACACGGAAAAUCCGGGACCUGCUAUUUAUAAUCCCUAUGUGGCUGCGAUCAAACCAGUAAAGGACAAUUUGUAUCCUUUCAAUAGUUCUAAUGUGCACGCUCGGCCGCCUCAGGACUGGAAAAUUCAUCCAGGACCGGAUCGAUAUGAAGUUAGAUACCCGACUUGUCAUAUGAAGAGGGCCAAAGGGUCGUGGGUGUUUUUGUCGAAGGCGAGUCGAGGUUUUGUCAAAGUGGAGAGUUACAGCAAUUUUCUUUAUUAGAUUUCUUGGAUAUAUUUUUUAAAUAUACAAAAUUUCUAGAUGUG